GAACCGUCCAAAACAAAAAUCACAUGUUUUAAGUAAAUUUAAGAUUUAAAAAAUCUUGGCAAAAUGAUUGCUUAGCAAAGACAAGGCGUCCAAGAGCAAUAGGGGGCUUUCGUUGCUAAAUGCCUUUUCCACGAAGGGUCGGGUGGUGAAGCCGGCAGCAACUCGAACAGAGGGGUCAAGCUAGAGGCAACGAAAAUGUGCACAAUUAAGAGCUUGAAGCAGCUGAACGAACUCUUGGUCGAAGCCGGUUCUAACUUCGUGCUCAUCGACUUCUACGCCAACUGGUGCGGCCCGUGUAAAGUGAUCGCUCCCAAGGUGGAACAGUUAAUCCAGCAGCUCAGUAACCUGACCCUCGUCAAAGUGAACGUGGACGAGAGUGAGGAGAUAGUCGAAGCGUUCGAAGUCGGCGCCCUACCUACCUUCGUGAUGAUCAGGGCGAAGAAGAGGCUGGAGACUUUCGUCGGCAGCGACUUCGACAAGCUCAAGGAGAUGGUUUUGACAGUCGUAAAGAGGAAAUCCACGGCUAAUGCCGGCCGUGUAGUUCCGGGCCCUCCAAUGUCGCCCCAACCGAUGUGUGUUGACAACAAACAACAAAUCCGGAGAAUGGCUCAUGGUUCGGAAGCCCUUCCUCCCGGCCAAGUAAUCAACCAACCCUCGGCGACGAGGCUCAAUCAGCAGCUCUCCGGAACGAGGAUCGAUCAGCAGCACUCUGGCAUGAGGAUUCAUCAGCAGCCCUCCGGCACGAGGAUCAAUCAGCAGCCCUCCGGCACGAGGAUCAAUCAGCAGAAUUCCGGCACGAGGAUCCAUCAGCAGCUCUCUGGCGGGAGGAUCCAUCAACAGUACUCCGGCACGAGGAUCCAACAACAGAACUCCGGCACGAGGAUCCAUCAACAGCACUCCGGCGGGAGGAUCAAUCAACAGCACUCCGGCACGAGGAUCCAACAACAGCACUCCGGCACGAGGAUGGCUAACACUCAUCGUGUUAGACCCGUUUCGUCCCAAGUGUUACCCGUGGAACCUCCGAAAGUCCGGACCCCUUUCCCGGGACCAAACACAAACAAAAAGAGAACUUAAAAAUCUUCCAUUUUGAAAAAGUACAUUCUCGUCGGCGCGAAUGCUGGACCAAAAAAUAGAUUGUACGAGAAAAUAUAAACAUAAAACUUCUCAUACAAUAAAGUUGCUUCCUGUCUUUGAAUAUAA
Cimex lectularius (bed bug) is the source of this 1200-nucleotide messenger RNA. RefSeq lists its product as uncharacterized. Lineage: Eukaryota; Metazoa; Arthropoda; Insecta; Hemiptera; Cimicidae. The coding region runs from base 196 to 1074 and encodes 292 amino acids. The transcript has a single exon. The record is from RefSeq and is a predicted model, not a curated record.